AGCCGAGAUAAUGUAUGCAAAUUAUCGGGGUUUAGCAACACAUAAAUAUUCAAAACGACUGAAUGAAUGAAUGAAUGAAGCAGUUUCCAAAGCGAGGCACCAUGUACAAAACUCGGGUGAUUUACGUCUUGUUUGCUUUGUGUCUCGUCGAGAUUUUUGCGAUUGAAAUGGACGACGACAUGAAGGAGCUUAUCAACAAUUUGCACAACACGUGCACGGGGGAGACUGGGGCCACGGACGACCAAAUUGAAAAUGCGCGAAAGGGGAAUUUCGCCGAAGAUGACAGUUUCAAGUGCUACUUCAAGUGCGUUUUUGACCAAAUGGGUUGUAUGACCGACGAUGGAAAAGUGGACAGCGAGGCCGUUAUUGCAGUGAUGCCCCCAGAACUGGCCGACAAAAUUGCCAGUACGGUCAGAGGCUGCACUGAAGUUGGAGCAAAUCCUUGUGAGACUGCCUGGUUAGCCAAUAAAUGUUACCAAAAGUCAAAUCCAGACAUAUCCGUGGAAAUCUCUGCCGCAUUCAAAAUGUCUCCAUUGCUCUUAAUAUUCAUUUCGUGCUUAUUUCCGCGCGUUUUCGGCAUUUCCGAGGAGAUGCAAGAACUGGCCAACACCCUGCAUGCCACAUGCGUGGACGAGACCGGAGUGUCCGAAGACGCGAUAGAAAGUGCCCGGAAGGGGAACUUCGCCCCCGACGACAAACUCAAGUGCUAUAUGAAGUGUAUAAUGGAGCAAAUGGCUUGCAUCGAUGACGAGGGCAUUAUCGAUGUUGAGGCCACAAUUGCCGUUUUGCCGGAGGAGUAUCAGGCGAAAGCCGAACCGAUUGUGAGAAAAUGUGGCACGAAAAUCGGGGCGAACGCGUGCGAUAAUGCCUUUCUGACGAACAAAUGCUGGUAUGAGGAGGAUCCGGAGGAUUACUUUCUAGUGUGACAGGUUGGAAAAUAAAGGGCUUGCCCAGGA
Messenger RNA from Tribolium castaneum (red flour beetle), 956 nucleotides. RefSeq lists its product as uncharacterized. The record is from RefSeq and is a predicted model, not a curated record. The coding region runs from base 75 to 926 and encodes 283 amino acids. The transcript has 11 exons. Gene Ontology annotation, molecular function: odorant binding. NCBI's taxonomy places the organism in Eukaryota, Metazoa, Arthropoda, Insecta, Coleoptera, Tenebrionidae.